UAAAGGUAUAUAAUUAUAACUCUUUCAUCUAACAUAAUCCAUUUGUGUUUUACCAAUUUUGUGCAACGAACAUAUGGUUUUGUAUCAAUUAGCCAUUUAUAUUACAUACAUUCUGUGUUAUAAUAUUAUUUUAUACUUUUAUAUACAAGAAAUGAAUGCUGAAAAUAUUGAUGAAGUUAUUAUUAGAUUACAUAAUGACCAUAAUUGGAAAGACAUUGUGAAUUUAUCUUCUGUUAUUGAUAGCUCAAAAACCUAUAGAUUAUUUUGGGUACUUCCAACUUUAGAUGAUUUAAGUUGGAUGACUGAAAUAAUUAAAGAGUAUAAAAUAUUAGGAAUAAUUAGCAUAGGUUGCGGUUGUGGCUUGAUCGAAUGGUUAUUGCAAAAUUUUUCCGGUUUAAAUAUUACUGGUUUAGAACUGGAUAAUUCCUGGUGGCGAAGUAAAUAUGCUCCUCCACUAUUUCUUGAAAAUAUUAUUUUUAUUAAUGAAAAUAAAGGGAAAAACUUUUUGGUACCAAAAGAUCAUGCAGUUUUAUUCUGCUACUUUAAUAAUGGAGAAGCCUUUUGUAACUAUAUAGCUAAUUAUGAAGGAAAUAUAAUAUUUGUUAUUGGACCUGCAGAAGACCAAGAACGUAUUACAGACCCACUUCCAUUCGAUGAGAAAUUUGUCAAAUUCAAUUGGAAACUGCUUACAAAAAGACCAAUAAUGAAUUUUAAAGAUUAUAUUGUUGUGUAUACUAGAUAGGAUUGUAUUUGUUUAAUUAUUUAUGUUAAUGUGUAUCGCUUACAUGUAAAAUGGGAAAAAAAGGAAAGUAAGGUUGGUAUACCUGCAGGGGAUAUAUUUAAAGUUGAUAUCCAAAGUAACAACCUAUAAGGUAGCAAAAAGAAAUAAGUAAUUCGUUCAUAAUGUAUAAACAAUAGGUAAAUAUUUUCAUUUUUUCAUUUCUUUCUGCUGUUGCGGUUCUAUGCAAAUUUUUUUUUACUGAGUGCAUCUGUGUAAAGCAGAAGGGGAAAAGAAUAAUAUAGAGAACUUUUUUUCCCAAGUGUGCUUGCGCCUUGAAUUUGUGGUUGCGCAUGUGCAUAACAUAUCUUCCACUCAUGAUGUCGCCAUUUCAUAAUUAUUCAAAGUGUAAUAAUUAUUUUCAACUAAUGAAUGAUAAAUAAAACAUAUUUGAUAAAAUAAAGUUGAGCAAAUAGUGUGCAAAUAAGAGCACCUAUUCAUUUUUUUCUGCUGUUAAGGUUCUUUGCUAGCGUUCCUAC
This is a messenger RNA of Polistes canadensis, 1257 nucleotides long. RefSeq lists its product as uncharacterized. Lineage: Eukaryota; Metazoa; Arthropoda; Insecta; Hymenoptera; Vespidae. Bases 74 to 742 code for a protein of 222 amino acids. The record is from RefSeq and is a predicted model, not a curated record. The transcript has 2 exons.